AUGCUCGUUUCUAUUCGCGGAUUGCGAGGAGGAGAUGCGCCCGCCGCGAACUUUGUCCGUCUCGUUCGACAUCGAGCUACCACCCACCAUCGAUCAUGGCGUUGUUCGGGAUCGGCUUCGGGUCUUGUCCGGUGGAACUCGACUGCCAAUGCUCCAGUAGCUGACCAAAAACAAAAUCUCUCCAUCCCCUGUGAGCCUCGUUUCAACGACAUCAAGGUCCAGGGACUGAGCACCAGCCUCUACAACCAGCUGUUUCCCAACGGAGACACCGCCCCGCCCACCCCCGAGCUCAUCAAGCUUGCGCAAGACCACCUCACCCGCCACAAUCUUCUCGGCAAAAACACCGACAAAACCCCCCCGGUCGCCUUCAAGCUACCUCCCCUCGCCGGCCAGACCCUCGAUGAGCAUUUCCACAAGCUAGGCGUCGACGCGGCGGAGCCCUUCUUAGGGCUCGCAAAACAGUUCGUCAAGUCGGUCCUGCCACCAAAGCCGAGGUCAUGGGUACGUCGGAGCGGAUGGACCAAGUACUACCCAGACGGCCGCACCGAACAGGUCGACGCGCCGGAGGGGAACAUGCUCGCCUUCGACACCGAGGUCAUGUGGAACGUAAACAAAUUUGCAGUCAUGGCCUGCGCAGGCACACCCGAGGCGUGGUAUGCAUGGCUAUCGCCGUGGUUGUUGGGAGAGACCGAGAACCAACACCAACUGGUGCCGCUGGGGGACCCGGCGAAAGAGAGGGUAAUCGUGGGGCAUAAUGUAGGAUACGAUCGAGCUAGGAUAUUGGAGGAAUACGACCUGCAGCAGACGCGGAAUUCUUUUCUCGACACCAUGUCCUUGCACGUCGCUGUCAAUGGCAUGUGCUCGCAACAGCGGCCCACCUGGAUGAAACACAAGAAGAACCGGGAGUUACGGGACAAGAUCGUCAAGGAGACCGACAGCGUCGACCUGGUCGAUCUGCUGAACAACAAAGCUUUUUCAGCCGAGGAGGAGGAGUUGUGGGUGGAGCGGAGCUCUAUAAACUCACUACGCGAUGUCGCUAAAUUCCAUCUCGAUGUGACCAUCGACAAGGAGCUCCGGAAUUCGUUUGGCGGGCUCGACCGGGACGAAGUGGUGGAAAGACUAGAUGAGCUCCUGACCUAUUGCGCGGCAGAUGUCGCCAUCACACAUCGUGUCUACCAAGUCGUCUUCCCCAAUUUCCUCCGCGUAUGCCCGCAUCCCGUCAGCUUUGCCGCCCUCCGCCACCUUUCGUCCGUGAUCUUGCCCGUCAACAAGUCAUGGGACGCCUACAUCAAAAAUGCGGAGGCGACCUAUCACAACCUCUCUAACGGUGUGCAAGAACGCCUAGAACUUCUAGCAGGGAAGGCUCUGGAAAUCAAGGACGACCCCGACAAGUGGAGCAACGAUCCCUGGAUGAAACAGCUGGACUGGUCGGGGCAGGAGAUCAAGAUGGUCAAUGGAAAGAAGAAGGGCGACCCGCCUCGGCCGGCCGCGAGACAAAAGCUGCCGGGCAAGCCCAAGUGGUACAAGGGGUUGUUUGCGACAAGUACCGCCCCAAUGAACCUCACUGUCCGCACCAGGAUAACGCCGCUGCUCCUCAGGUUAGCGUGGGAUGGGUAUCCGCUCUUCUGGUCCGACAAGCACGGUUGGACAUUCAGGGUACCCCGAGGCGACGCUAAGAAGUACACGGACAAACUGAUGGAGCCCUGCGACUUCGCAGAGGAAACUAUCGAGGCCUUGAAAGAAGAUAAAGACCAUGUCUACUUCAAGCUGCCGCACAAGGACGGUCCUACGGCCCGGUGUGCCACCCCCUUGGCCAAGUCGUACCUUUCCUACUUUGAGAAGGGAACGCUGUCGUCAGAGUAUUCCUACGCGAAGGAGGCGCUCGAAAUGAACGCCUCCUGCUCGUACUGGAUAAGCGCGCGGGAGAGGAUCAAGUCCCAAUUAGUAGUGUACCAGGACCAAUUACCAUCCACUGCUGGCAAGUCCGCCCAAACCAGCGAGGAAUCAACAAGCGGCGAACCGGUCGGCGGCUUCAUUCUGCCCCAGAUCAUCCCCAUGGGCACCAUCACCCGCCGCGCUGUCGAAAAUACGUGGCUGACGGCCUCCAACGCCAAGAAGAAUCGUGUUGGUUCGGAGCUGAAGGCUAUGGUCAGGGCUCCUCCGGGCUAUGUCUUUGUCGGCGCCGACGUGGACUCGGAGGAACUCUGGAUCGCUUCCGUGAUAGGCGAUUCCACCUUCAGAAUCCACGGCGGCAACGCCAUCGGCUUCAUGACACUCGAAGGCACCAAGGCCGCCGGGACCGACCUUCACAGCCGGACCGCGUCCAUUCUCGGUAUCACCCGGAACGACGCCAAGAUCUUCAACUACGGUCGCAUCUACGGCGCCGGCCUGAAGUUCGCUGCCCAGCUCCUCCGCCAGUUUAACCCCAGCCUCAGCGAGACAGAGACUUUGCAGAUCGCCACCAAGCUCUACGCCACCACCAAGGGCACCAAGACCAACCGUAGGGUCCUCCACAAGCGCACUUUCUGGCGCGGCGGCACCGAGUCGUUUGUCUUCAACAAGCUCGAGGAGUUCGCCGAGCAAGAGCACCCGCGCACUCCCGUGCUCGGCGCGGGCAUUACUGAGGCGCUCAACAGCCGCUUCAUCCGCAAGGGUGGCUACCUCACGUCGCGCAUCAACUGGGCAAUCCAGUCGAGCGGUGUCGACUACCUGCACCUCCUGGUCGUCGCCAUGGACUACACUCACCCGGCGCUAUCAACCUGGCACGCCCGCCUCCGCCAUAACCCGUCCACGACGAAAUCCGCUACCUGCAUUGACAUUACGGACCUCCUGGCCAAGGGCGACCUAGCCCGCCUCGCCCAAGACAUGACCGCCGACCUGAAACUCGACGCUAUCCCCUACACCCCGCGCGUCCCCAUCAUGCAGCAACUGCGCGCCGCCGAGUCCGCCGCCGCCGACCCGGCCGCCGAGGCCCGCUUCAUCCGCGCGCAGAUCUGCAACAAUGAGGACGAGCUGCGCAACAUCGUCCGCGAGACCAACAAACCCCAGUACGCGAAGCCGCCGUCCGCAAAACCCAAGAAGCCCCCCGUCUACCGCGCUUCGGCCCACCUCAUGCCCUUCCACGCCGGCCACCAGGUGUCGGUUACGGAGGCGCUGAGCGCCACCCCAGGCCGCUUCCGGUCGGGAGGACUGCCGGUGCCGGGGAAGUGGCCAGGGGCAAGUCGUGGGAAGCUGGGGAGUCGCGUUUGA
Molecule: messenger RNA, 3249 nt
Organism: Chaetomium globosum CBS 148.51
Lineage: Eukaryota; Fungi; Ascomycota; Sordariomycetes; Sordariales; Chaetomiaceae
Exons: 2
Coding region: 1-3249 (1082 amino acids)
Biological process (GO): mitochondrial DNA replication
Cellular component (GO): mitochondrion; gamma DNA polymerase complex
Molecular function (GO): DNA-directed DNA polymerase activity; 3'-5' exonuclease activity; DNA binding
Source: RefSeq, a predicted model, not a curated record